AUGACGGCGUUCAACUGGGCAUACGUUCGUGGCGCACCUAUCAAGUUUACCAGGAUAUGUGCCUUGUACAGCCUCAACGCCGUCUUGCUCACUCUUCGUCGCCUAGUAUCGCCGGCUUCAUCUCUUCCCACAAACUAUGUCACUGCCUUGAAGUCGCUUCUCCUCAAGAUCUUCUUCUUGAAGGACUACAAGUUCAUAUACUCCACCCCGCCGGCGGCGUUUGCCGCGUCCAGGCAAAUCACAGGCCAAGGCUGGCAUGCAUACGAAGUCGAUUGCAAUCCCAAUCUGGCACUCAGCGACUAUGACGCCGUCGUCCUGUACUUUCACGGAGGUGGCUAUGCCAUUGGUGAGCCGAUGCAAUAUUACGAGACGUUCAAAAGGUGGCAGAGGAAGGCUGCUCAGCUUGGGACUCAUCUGGCUAUUGUUUCUCUACGUUAUCCACUCUCGACCGAGCAACCCUACCCGGCACAGCGCAAUGCGGCAUUAGCAGCCUAUCAGCACUUGAUACAGCAGGAACACGUACCACCAAGCAAGAUCAUUCUAUGCGGCGACUCUGCCGGAGGAAACCUCGUCGCUUCCCUACUGGUCUACCUCCGCGACCACGACGACAUCCCUCGCCCAGCAUGCUCCGUCAUGAUCUCCCCGUGGCUGGACCCGUCGCUGUCCAAGACGGCCAAAUCACCCUUUGCGGGAGUCGACUUUGUCUACGGCGACGGGACAUGCGAAGGAACACGAGGCAUGGCCCAAUUGAUCGCCGGGAAGGACCACAGCCCCAGCGACCCGGAGAUCUCGUUGGCCCUGAACACCGACCUCAAGGGCAUCCCGCCGCACCUGUGCUGCUACGGCACCGCCGAAGUGUACCAGGAGGAUUCGAAGAUGUGGAUCGCACAGUGCAUGGCGGAUGGCGUGGAUGUGACUGAGUACAGUGGCAAAGGCGCCGUGCACACGUUUGUACUGGGGGGGUUGACUGCGGAUGCGAAGCUUGAGGAGGAGGCGGACGGGGUCUUCUUGGGCUACAUCAUCAAGCAUCUUCCAUUGAGUCGAUGCUAG
Molecule: messenger RNA, 1050 nt
Organism: Fonsecaea nubica
Lineage: Eukaryota; Fungi; Ascomycota; Eurotiomycetes; Chaetothyriales; Herpotrichiellaceae
Exons: 3
Coding region: 1-1050 (349 amino acids)
Molecular function (GO): hydrolase activity
Source: RefSeq, a predicted model, not a curated record